Molecule: messenger RNA, 1281 nt
Organism: Pseudophryne corroboree (corroboree frog)
Lineage: Eukaryota; Metazoa; Chordata; Amphibia; Anura; Myobatrachidae
Gene: HAND2
Product: heart and neural crest derivatives expressed 2
Exons: 2
Coding region: 636-1172 (178 amino acids)
Biological process (GO): heart development; regulation of transcription by RNA polymerase II
Molecular function (GO): RNA polymerase II transcription regulatory region sequence-specific DNA binding; protein dimerization activity; DNA-binding transcription factor activity, RNA polymerase II-specific
Source: RefSeq, a predicted model, not a curated record
AUUGUACUUGGAAAUAGUGCCAGUGCUGAGUGCUUACUGCAGGACUAUGGGCUGCAGGGAAGACACUGAGAGAUACCAGUAAUAAUAAUCUAUAUAUGACCAUAAGCAGAACUGGGGGGACACGUGCUGACACCCCAGUCACUGGCAUUGCUCUGUGCUGCAGACUGAAUGUACAUUUGCUGCUUAGAUUCGACUGAGGCACAGGAAAUGGUUGCCAGCUCACAGUGAAACCCUAUGCUGCUGCUGCUGCAACAUCCCUUUGGGAACUAUGGAGAAGACCUGCUGUGAGUAACAGAUCUCUGCUAAACAAGUUCACCUCAUGCAGCUGUUUUUGUGGGAGGAUCGCAAUGGACCCUGACAGCACCCAUGAAGUACCCAAUGCCUACUAAUACUUGAAUCUGCAAUCCCCCUUUACUCUGAGAGCCCUGGGUGCAGCCGAUAUCAAUAUAGUAUCUGCUUUAUAAUCGGCUUGCAUAGCAUACAGAUUGUUGAUCCCUUUGCAAACAGAAGAUUGGGGAUUUACCUAUGGAGAUCUGGAGAUAGACAUUCCUCACCCAGAAUAUAUCUAUUUAUAUACCUAGACCUGCUGUGGUAGGAGUCACAGCCCCUGGGAGAAGGACUGGGCGGUAGGUGCUAUGAGCUUGGUAGGGGGCUUCCCUCACCACCCGGUGGUGCACCAUGACGGGUACCCGUUUGCAGCUGCAGCAGCGGCCGCGGCCAGUCGCUGCCACGAAGAGAACCCUUACUUCCAUGGCUGGCUCAUCAGCCACCCCGAGAUGUCUCCCCCCGACUACAGCAUGGCACCGUCCUAUAGCCCGGAGUACGCCAAUGGCGCGGCCGGCCUGGACCACUCCCAUUACGGGGGUGUCCCGGGAAGCGGGCCCGGUGGCUUAAUGCAGAGGCCUGUGAAACGCCGGGGCACCGCAAACCGCAAAGAGAGGCGGCGGACUCAGAGCAUCAACAGUGCCUUCGCCGAGUUGCGGGAGUGUAUCCCCAACGUGCCCGCCGACACAAAGCUCUCCAAGAUCAAGACGCUGCGCCUGGCCACCAGCUACAUCGCCUACCUCAUGGACCUGCUGGAUAAGGACGAGCAGAGCGGGGAGACGGAGGCCUUCAAGGCGGAGAUCAAGAAGACAGAUGUGAAGGAGGAGAAGAGAGGAAGAAAGAGCUGAAUGAACUCUUGAAAAACACAGUUAGUAGCAACGAUAAGAAAACUAAAGGAAGGACUGGCUGGCCACAGCAUGUAUGGGCUCUGGAACUUAAACAAUGAUCCUAUGGACU